GCGGCGGGAGGAGGAGGAGGAGGAGGAAGUGGAGGCGGCGUUGAAUAGCGGGCAAAUGGAGACCUGAGAAGCUGCACCAGCCCCAGAGGGAAGGAGGCGAGCGUGCGGCUCCAGACGCCCCUCGCCCGUCCCCAGCGCCCGCGGCUCACCCGAGACGGCCCUUUUCCUCCUGGGCGAACUCCGAGUCGCCGUCGCCUCAGGCUGGGCUUCCGUGAAGGGCAGCAAUAGCCGCCGCCGCCGCCGCCGCUUGUCUGCUCCAUUAAACGUGCAGAGGAAGGAGGAGGAGAAGGAGAAGCAGCUCCCUCACGGCUGGAGGCACCCUUUCCCGUUGUCUCGGAACCUUUCUGGCUUCGCUUUGCCUCUCGGAGGGCCUGCGGAAAAGGGUUGCACCCAACUUGCUGUUGCUGCUGAUCGCCUGGACCCGGAGCCCGCCCGAGCCAUGCAAGCCUUUGGCGUGGGGAAGUUUCCAGAUGGUUACUAAGAGAUUUCUUUUGCUGUCCAUCCCCGCCACUUCCCUCUCCGAGGUUUCUGCUGCUUGAAAACAAAUAAUAAUAAUAAUAAUAAUAAUAAUAAUAAUAACAACAACAACAACAACAACAACCCCAAAUAUAUGUGAAAUACUAAAGACCUCGCUGUCUUCGGAGUUCCAGGCAUCCUAAAGACUGAAUGAGUGUCUUCUAGAUCUCUCUCUCACACACUCACUCACACACACACACACACUCUCACAGUCUCUCACUCUCACACACAUCAUUUCCAAGUAGGUGCCGGAAUCAUCUUUUGCGUACUGAGGGGGGUCGUUUCCUUCCUGUUUCUUCCCUUCUUCAAAGAACAAGUGGAAGACGAGAUGCAGACCUUUUUGAAAGGGAAAAGGGUUGGUUAUUGGCUGAGCGAGAAGAAAAUCAAGAAGCUGAAUUUCCAAGCCUUUGCAGAGCUUUGCAGGAAAAGAGGGAUAGAAGUCAUACAGCUUGACCUUACCAAACCAAUAGAAGAUCAGGGCCCAUUAGAUGUCAUCAUACAUAAACUGACAGACGUCAUCAUUGAAGCUGACCAAAAUGACAGCCAGUCGCUGGAGUUGGUUCACAGGUUCCAGGAGUAUAUUGAUGCUCAUCCUGAAACCAUCAUUCUGGACCCCCUUCCUGCUAUUAGGACACUGCUGGACCGAUCAAAGUCUUAUGAGCUUAUUAGACAAAUAGAGACCUACAUGAAAGAUGAGAGGAUCUGUUCACCACCAUUUAUGGAGCUGACAAGUGCAUGUGGAGGAGAUACCUUGCAGCAGAUAGAGAAGAAUGGAAUAGCAUUCCCAUUCAUUUGUAAGACAAGAGUGGCCCACGGGACCAACUCUCAUGAGAUGGCUAUCAUAUUCAACCAAGAAGGCCUGAAAGCCAUCCAGCCCCCAUGUGUGAUUCAGAGCUUCAUCAACCACAAUGCCGUUCUUUACAAAGUCUUUGUGGUUGGAGAGUCAUACACCGUAGUGAAAAGACCGUCUGUAAAGAACUUCUCAGCAGGCGUUUCAGAUAGAGAAUCAAUAUUUUUCAACAGCCACAACGUAUCAAAGCCAGAAUCCUCUUGCAUCCUAACAGCACUUGAUAAAAUAGAAGGCGUGUUUGAGAGGCCCAAUGAUGAUGUCAUCCGUGCCAUCUCGAAGACUUUGAGGCAGGCCCUGGGAGUUUCUCUGUUUGGGAUUGACAUCAUCAUCAACAAUCAAACCGGGCAGCACGCUGUUAUCGACAUCAAUGCAUUCCCAGGUUAUGAGGGUGUCUCAGAGUUCUUCGCAGACCUCUUGAACCACAUAGCCACCGUCCUGCAGGGACAAGCUCCAGAAGUGUCCCAGCUAAACCAUAACAAGCACCUGGUGGAGCAGACCAGCAGCCUGGUGGCGGAGCGGACAUGCUGUGCGAACACGGGCUGCCGGAGCAUGGUGGCCAAAGACCCCUGGAUUGUGGACAGUGAGACCAACAGCUCCGUGAAGCUUCAGCACCAGAGACUAGGCUGUAACUCCGCAGUGUCUCCUAGCUUUCAGCAACACUGUGUUGCCACAUUGGCAACAAAAGCUUCCUCUCAAUAACCCAAUCAGUGCCAUGGACUGAGAAAAUCAACAACGACAUUGUAGUCCCCAUGAUCAGAGCAGGCUGGUUGGUAAACAAAUAAAGUAAAAUCUCCAUUGGUUCAACGUGAUUUUGAAAAAGAAAACAAAAUUAGUGAUCUGGGUCCACUUCAUCAGAUUCCUAUUGUAGAUCUAUAGUGAGUUUACACAUGUGUGUGUGUCUGUGUGCAUGUGUCUUAAACACUAGACAAUGUGGGAGGAUGGGUUUUGUGUGUUUCCCCCUUUUUCCCUCUCUCCCUCUCUUCCUCUUUGUAAUCGUUAAAGACCAGAAUUUCAAGGAACGUGUUGAAAAUUUGCACACUGGAAUUCAACAGCCCUUCCCGCUCCAAAGGGUAAAACAAGAGUGCCCACAGUAGAAAUCACACAUCCGUUUAUUGUGCAAUUGAAAGGUUCUAUACUAAGGCAAAACCUGCAUGUCCAGGAUUGGCGUUCUUUACUUUGACUGAGUGGGCGCUAAUGUUAGAGCCAGCUUCAAACAGAUUCCCUUCUCCUAAAAGAAAAGUAUUACUUGGCUACUCUUUUGCCACUGUGAAAAUUAGAGUCCAUUACCUGGUUAAAUUUCUUAAUUGGAGUUAGGUUGAUGCUGCACUGCCAUUUAUCUUGUCUUUUGCCGGGGGUGUGUGUGUGUUUCCUUUCAUCUAGCCUAUUUUCUGCUGCUUAGCUGAUCCUGAGACUGCAGGAGGUCAAGUGUAUUUGUGACCACUACUCCCCGCAAUUCAUUUUGCUCAGCUGUGGGCAGAAAUUUGUACAAAAGAGUAAAUGUUUAUCAAUUAUUAUUAUUAUAAUUAUUAUUAUUAUUUACACUACUCCCUCCAUCACACUUUGGGGCUGAUUUUCUGGGAUAAUUUCACAAGGGUAAUAAUGUAUAUUAACCCGUAACUUCUUUCACAGUCUUGUCUAACCGUAAGAGCUGAUAUCAAAACAAAAGUGCACCUUAACUCUAUUUCUUUUCAACACAACAUCACCUUUACAGCUUUGAACUGCUCAGGACUUUGAGAAGGUUUUUUUUAGUGAAUUUGCAGGCUUCCUCCUGUUUGGGAAAUGCUGUUUAAAUUUCAUUCUUGUGUUUAGAUAUCGAUAAAGCAAUGGAACAUUUACAUGAGUUUGGGGUGUAUGGACUGGUUCACACAUUUAUUAGAAUGAGCUGUCUGUGUGAAUGGUGAGGGAGUGUGAAUGCGUACAAUAGAGGUGUGAUGCAGGUUGUACACAUGACCUUCUUCCCCCACCAUUUUUUUGGGUGAGGGGGGAAGGGCCAUGUUGAUCAUGUGUGCGUGUUACUUUGUAGAGUUAACAUGAAUGCUCAAAUUUCAUCAGUACCCGUAAAGAUGACUUAUUGGCCGUUUCUACACCUGCCUUUUCCCCCGGGAUCGUCCCAGGAUCAUCCCUGUGCAUCCAAAUGACACACAGGGGAUCCCGGGAGCAGGCAGGGACAAUCCCUCCAUUUGCCUGGGAUAAUCCUUAGGUGUAGAAAGGACCAUUUUUGGAAACUGCCCGGAGAGCUUCGGCUAUUGGGCGGUAUAAAAAUGAAAUAAAUAAAUAGAUAAAUAAAUAAAUGAACUGGCCUUAACAUAUUAUUCCUCACUGAUGCCAAGUCUUUUUGGAUCUGUAGUAGGGAAAGAGAAGAUGGAAACAUUUGAUGAAAUUUUGUGGUAGGGAAAAGAAAAGAGAAAUGAAGAGAGAGAGUUCAAAGACAGUGAGUGUUUGCUCCACCCGUAUGGAUGCAUUUGGAGGAAAGCCUAUGAGCACUGGGGAAGGGGGGGAUGCUAAUUUUGCUAUUGGUUUUUCUUUUGUUUUUAAAUUCCUCCAGUAGAACUCUGCAGUUGGUAAUAAACACAAUUAGCUUUUUCAACAACAGCCACCACCACCAGGGAAGAAGGAGGCUGUCUUUAGAUCUUGCCAUGAAAAACCCAGUCAAAAAUCCAUUUGUUUUGGAUUUUUAUAUCAAAUUUGGGUCAUGGUGAUCAAACGUAAUUACCCUCCUCCAUACCAACUGUCGCUGAGAUAUCACAAUAUUGUAGGGACUUUUCUAUGCAUAUUUUGCAUGCAUUCAGUGGGAGUGAAAAGUAGUUCAAACAUGAUUUUGUAAACCUCUUUGCAAUAUGGCAAGCCUCUUGUCAGUUCGUGAUGUUAAAGAAAAACAAUUGCGAGCAAAAUCUUUUUUUUAAAAAAAAUCUUUUAAUCUUGAUGGUGUGUGUGUGUGUGUGUGUGUGUGUGUGUGUGUGUGUGUGUGUGUAACACAAGUCUGGACUUCAAAUUGCCCCAAAGAGUGUCACCUCUGAAAGCAGCUGAAUCUCCUUCUCCUCCUCCUCUUCCUCUCCCGUUAUAUUUAGUAAGGCAAGACUCAUUAUUGUCAUCAGGUUGAGUUCUUCCACCCCUGUGCCACCUCAUUAGCUACUGCUUGCCUGGGUCAAGAAACCCUGCAAAACAUGCCAGGAGAGCAGGAGGAAGAGUCAUGAGUCUAGUUCUUGCCAGAAAAUUGGCUAGGAUAUAUGGUGGUACUGUGGCAUCACUGGCUACAUCCUUCAUUGAAGUGGGGAUAUUCAAUUUGGGUUAAGGACUAAGCAAGCUAGAAAAAAAGAGAAUGUUCCAUCUGGUUUAGUAACAAGACAUUUCAAAACUAUGUUUACAUGAAUCUGAGUAUUGGAUCCAAUUGCAAGUGUCUUUGUGUUGUUUCCUGGUUUUAAUAAUGAGUAAGAUUUUCUUUUUGUGGCUGCCUUCUAAAUUUUGGUUGGCCUAUUUUGCACUGCUUUAUUUCUUCAAAAUAAACUACUGAAAUAUAAUUGUGCAUUUUAUAUGUGUUUACAGAUGAUUAAGUAUAUUUUGUAAGUUCUCUGAAGUCUUAGUACAAAGUAUGUCUUAUAAAAAUGCAAUCCAAAUCUUGACUGUAACUAGAACCUAACUUUAAUUCUCUAGCGAAGUGGGUUGCUCGCUUUUUGCCCACCGUGAGUAUAACUGAUACUUAUUUAAGAAUGGCGCCGAUGUCACUUUUUCAUAUCCUGCAAAUAUUCUGUAACAAGAUGGCAUUAUAAUUGGCUUGACUGACAAACACCUUGGUGAUUUCCUGUCCUAUCAGAAUAUAUUGAGUAAAAUCAUACAUAUAAUAACUGCAGUCCUGCUAAUUCUUGCAGGUUCCAGGGAGACCAAGGAUUUGCUAUUGCGAAUUACAGAGCAAUGAGCAAGUGUAACUCCCCCCUACCCCUACCCACGCCUGAAAAAAAAUUGCAUCAGUCUAAAAUUGACUUUUUAGUAUUUGGGCUAUGAUUGAACCCAAGCUCUUGAUCCCAUACUUGAUUCUAAAGAUGUUUCCUUAUUUCAAUCUUCAAAGGCAGCAUUCUAUGUGAACUUUACAUGCAUUACAUGUUCCCAGGUGUGAACGUACAUGGUAGUCCCUCACACAUAGGGUGAAGAUGGUUCUACUUUUUUCUUUUCUGGAGGAAAAAAAUACACACACAGUCUAAUCCUUCAGGAUUUUUUGGUUUGUUUUUUUUUUGUUUUGGUAUAGCUCAGUUUAAAAAAGGAAAGGUCAGGUGUGAUGACUGUCUACUGGCUGAGCCCCUUAGAGCACUUUUGCUACUGUGGAGGAAGACUUGAGGGCUGAUGCAUAACUUUGGCAUCACUAAACUGUCGGUUUCCAAAACAUCUGGCGGGCACAAGUUUGGGGAAGGCUUGGGGGUUUUAGUACCCUAAUGCAAACUUCUCAGCUCUUUGGCCAAGUAUGUGUUGUGCUGUUUAUUACAAGUUAAAACAAAUUAGGCUUCUUCUGAAUCAAUGGCAGCCUUAGGACUCUUCCUGCUUCUGAUGUAAGUGUGCUAAAUCGAAAGGUCAGACGUGAGGCAAGCAACCUGCAAGGUCUUUGCUCCAUACACUUGUAACAUGUCCAGCUCUACCGUUAGCAUGGUCCAUGGUGGCUCCAUUAUUGUGGGCUUUCAGGAAGAGGUGAGAGACAUAUGUGUAUGAUGUCAUGGGCACAUGUGGACUGAGACGUUUCAUAGCACAAUUGGGCAUAAAUCCACAUCCCAUUCAGAAGUGCUGGACGGAAGCACUGUUAUCUUCAACCUCUGUCCUGAAAGCUCAUUUUCCUAGGAAAGAAAGGAUAAUCCCCCUAGCACCUUCAGUAUGAAUGUAAUGCAUUGACCCAGCUCUAGUCUUCCCAUGGUGUACAAAAUGAGCAGACAUUCUUCACGCUUUCUCAGAAUCUGUUCUAAUGUUGUUGUAGCCUGUUUAUGUAAAUUAUCCAAGACACUGAGCUCUACUUUAUAAAACAACAACAAUUAUGUGGAAGUAAGUUUAAGAAUGUACCAUCAUUUUCACGGACUUAAAAAAAUUAGAAGGGUCUAACCCUCUUCCUCUCCCUACAACCCUGUGGUCUCUUUGUACCCAUGAAAUGAAAACUGUGACUUUGUCACAGGAUUCAGUUAGCUUUUUAUGUGGUUUGAAAAUGUUCUCACAAGUUUAUAGAUGUAAAAAAUUUAAUCAAAUACAGCUAACACUUUUACUCAGUUAAAGAAAACUAUGUUGAUUUAAUUGUAUGAGUUUUAGUUGAUUGAUUUUAAAUGAAAUCUGAGUUGAUUCGUAAAUGAGGGGCUGGGGGAAGCCCAAUAGCUCUAAAGAAAAAAGUGUACUUUGUUUUUCAGUGAUCCAUGUGUCUAUGUAUUGGGCCUUACCUUAAAAGAGGCAUUCUGCUUUCUUUAGAGAAGUAAUUCCGCUUUUAAGUCGCUGCUUGCAAUCUGCUGUUUUUUGUUGUGUGUUUUAAAAUAGUCAUUUUUUAAAAAAAGUAAAAAUCUGUUACCCAAUUUAAUUGCCACCUUUUGAGUUUGUCAAAAUAUUUAGUUGAGCUAUUAAAUAAUCGAAUAAACCUUGCAGCUCUAAUUUUAAAACUCUGUUUUCAUCAGGACACCCCCUCCCAAGGGCUGAAUUUAUACAUAAUGCACAAUCCAUGGUAGAAACUAAGUGUUGCUAUUUCAAAACAUCUUGAGUCUCAUUACCAAACAUUUUCUUCUUUUCUUAAAAUGUACAAGUCUGUCUCACACAAUCCCCUUUUUCAUAACAUACAUAGAACCUUUCCUUCUUUUCCUAUCCCAGUGAAAAGCCUUAUAGAUAGAAAGGUAGAAUAUUAGGAAGAAACCUAUUCCCUAACAUACAUCUCCCAUUACAGGGAGUUUUUUUGUUUCUGUUUUGUAAUAUGGUGAAACAUUCAAUCAAGUAAAACUUUGCCUUCAGUCUGAAUAGGUACAGUCCAUGCACAAGAUCAACAUCAUUAUGUGGCACCUCUAAGACCUAAGAAAUAUGUAGUGAAAUUAGUUUCCUUAGAGCAGAACCUGCUUUAUCAGGUAUAUCCAUUUUCCUCAUGAUCUGCUGUUCUGUUUAGACGGCCUAAAAUAACAUAAUCUAACAUCUCACUCCUUCCGGUAACUUGAAAAAUAAGUUCUGGAUGUGCAGUUUGAUUUAAUUACUGUCCUUAAAAAUGGAAGAUGCUACAAUACUCAUUUUAUAAUUUCGAAUUAGUAAAACUAGUGAAAUUCAGGUGCGGGUGGGACUCACGUCUUCCUUUUUGCAAGUAACCCAGGCCAUGUUAUGUUUUUAUUUUCCACUGUUUGCACAGUAACUUCCUAAUAUAACAUUUCAAUGUGUGAUGAGAUGCAUGUAGUAUUUAAACGUUUGCAAAUAUGUAAGUAUUAAAAAAUUGUGAAUUCUAUAUUUCAGACUGGGUGCAGCCUGUAAGAAUAAUAGAAAGGUCUUUUAUUUCUUUUGUAAAGGAAAGAAAAAAGUCAGUGCUGUUAAAAAAAAGAGAGAAAAAAGUAUGAGAUCUAUUUUUUCCAAUUAAUAAUAAUAAUAUUUAUUUCUUUUGAUCCCACCCCUUCUUUGGUGUUUAUACAUUGCUCAUAUGCUUCUUCCCAGUGAGAUGCCAGUUAACAUCGCAUUAAACUGGACUUUACGCAUAGUUCAGGAUCAUACAUCUUUUACCUGACGAAUCAGGAAUUGUGUUUGGUGUUUUGGGUUUUGUUCUUUUUAAGGCAUGCUUAGCAUUUAUUGUUCCCAGUUCAGUGCUCAGUCUAUACGGGACCAUUUUCUUGCUUAUGCCAAGUUUGCAUCAGGUCAUUAAUGUUCAUUCAUUACCCUUUGCCACUUUAUAUAGUGUUAGCAAGCCUGAGUGUUGUGAUUUGCUUUGGCCCUGUUCAUAAAACUACUUUGAUGAAAAACUAAAUGGUUUUGUGUAUAUAUAUAUAUAUAAAUAUAUAUAUAUAUGUAAAAUAAAAAAUGUGGGCUUAUAUAAAAACCAAAAAUACUGCUUUUUACUUGUACUGCAUGACACAACAUCCUUCUUAAUAAUAAUAUGGUGCUUUUCUUCUCUUGCUAAAAUCAUUGAUUUUUCAAUAGUCGUUUAUCUCAUUUUGUCUUUAUUUGCCAAACACCUGUGACAGACAGUUUUCCUUUUUUUCUUUUUAACAGUAGAGUUAAAAUGCACUUAAGUAUCAUCUGUUGUUGUUUCUGUGUUUGCUUUGGAGACAAAACUGUUCUUUUUCCAAACCCCUGAUUGAAAUAAAUGCCUUAUUACA
Elgaria multicarinata webbii is the source of this 8661-nucleotide messenger RNA. RefSeq names its product inositol-tetrakisphosphate 1-kinase (gene ITPK1). NCBI's taxonomy places the organism in Eukaryota, Metazoa, Chordata, Lepidosauria, Squamata, Anguidae. The coding region runs from base 845 to 2065 and encodes 406 amino acids. The transcript has 10 exons. Gene Ontology annotation, molecular function: ATP binding; inositol-1,3,4-trisphosphate 5-kinase activity; inositol-1,3,4-trisphosphate 6-kinase activity. Gene Ontology annotation, cellular component: cytoplasm. Gene Ontology annotation, biological process: inositol trisphosphate metabolic process. The record is from RefSeq and is a predicted model, not a curated record.